Prorocentrum cordatum is the source of this 402-nucleotide messenger RNA. NCBI's taxonomy places the organism in Eukaryota, Dinophyceae, Prorocentrales, Prorocentraceae. The record is from the annotation of a GenBank genome assembly.
AUGCACGUGGCUGCGCAAAAGCGGCGGGGUGCCCGGGGCGCCUCGAUCUCAGAUUGCAUUGCGGACAUCAUCGUGAAGGGUGAUUUGGGCCGGAAGGAUGCCGUUGUCCUCGACCGCUUGAUGAGCCAUUUGCGUGGGGCCACGGGCCACUCGUUCACCAAAGCCGCGGACACGGACCACCCCAAGCCAGGGGAGUUCAUCCAUUUGGCCUCCCGCGAUGCACAGGCCCCCUCCGGGAUCAUCAAGGUGCUGGCCCAGAACAUCGAAGACAUUGGGAAGAUCUACGCGGCGUUCCACGGGCAGGCCGUGCAGAUUGGUCAAGAAGUGGUUGGCAUCGAGGUUUGCAACGAUCUCCUCCUCUCUGAUGCUGGACAGGAAAACGGAGCGAGGGGUCAGCAAUAG